Messenger RNA from Osmerus eperlanus (European smelt), 5365 nucleotides. RefSeq names its product F-actin-uncapping protein LRRC16A-like. Gene Ontology annotation, cellular component: lamellipodium; plasma membrane. The record is from RefSeq and is a predicted model, not a curated record. Lineage: Eukaryota; Metazoa; Chordata; Actinopteri; Osmeriformes; Osmeridae. The transcript is spliced from 38 exons. Bases 410 to 4654 code for a protein of 1414 amino acids. Gene Ontology annotation, biological process: regulation of Arp2/3 complex-mediated actin nucleation; cell migration. Gene Ontology annotation, molecular function: protein binding.
CGAGUGUGCCACCAGGUGGCUCGUUUUCUGAAAAGAUUGUGCGAGCCUUCCGUGGCUGGAGAAAGGAGGGAUCAAGACUAUCUCGGGCUGACCGGAGAUGUCAACCUGAACCCAUCGAGGCUGCCUCGCGGAGAAGUGUAUAGUGCGCGCUAGUAAUUCCUCGAGGGGAAGAAUUUUCACACUUCCUGACUUAUGUGUUUUCAUCGGGGAGACUUUCGCAAGACUGCGCGGAUACAAACGUGCUUCGAACGGAGUCUAAGCAAUGGAGAAAGGAAAGUUAGAAGCGUCAGGUUGACAAGAUUCUACAGGCAAUAAAUAGUGUAAAAUCGAUGGACAGCAUUUUAUUUUUAUUUCGGCUGUCAUAAUAAUUAAUCCCGGACAACACAACUAACUUCACCCAGUGGCAAACAUGACGGACGAAACGGAUUUACCUAAAGAUUUGCUCGAGAGUGUGAGGGAGGCGGUGGGGCGCAGCAUCAAGCUGUCCCUCAGGAAGAUGGUCAAGCUGGAGGUCAAAGCUGACAAGCUGGAGAACCGAGUUCUGGUUCUGGCCUCCCACAGAGCCUACCUUCUCACCACACGCAUCCCCUGCAAGAUCGAACACUCCUUCAACUACCUGGACAUCCAGGGGGUCACCAGCACCAAGCCCAGCCAGGUGAUCCUGGAGCAUGAGCGGGGCCAGUGGUGCCUGAGGCUGGGUGGAGUGGACGAGGUGGACGAGGUGGUGGGGCUCAUAGGAGGCUGUCUGCACAGGAUCUGCCCUGGUGUGUCCCCAGCGAAGGUGAUGAAGAAGCUGAGCCUGGUUCCUCCAGAGAGGACAGCAGCUCUCCAGGCAGUCUGGGAGGAGCAGGAGGCCUCGGACCUGGGGCCCUGUGGUGGUUUCUCCCACAUGUACUGGUGUCUGUGUGACCAGAUGGGGCUGCCAUACAGGGAGGAGGUCCAGUGGGAUGUGGACACCAUCUAUCUAACACAGGACUCCAGAGAGCUGAACCUGCAGGACUUCACACACCUGGAGAACAGGGAUCUGGUGGCCAUCAUAGCAGUUCUGGAGAUCAACCAGUGGUUCACCAAGCUCUCCACUAAGGACUACAGACUGCCCACAGAUGUGUGUGAGCAGAUCCUCAGGGUGGUUGCCAGAUCUGCUCGUCUGGAAGAACUGGUGCUGGAGAAUGCUGGGCUCAAAAGUGACUUUGGACAGAAGCUGGCCAGUGCCCUCUGUCACAAUCCUGCCUCGUCCUUGAACACCCUCAACCUGACCAGCAACUCCCUGGAGGACAAGGGAGUCUCUGCUCUGAGUGCACAGCUGGCCAAGCUGCCAAUGGGACUCAAGCAUCUGAACCUCUCCAGGAACAGCAUGUCCCCUAAAGGUGCCAACUGUCUUGCCUUGGCCCUGUGUGCCAACCCGGUGGUGCCCACUACCCUGAAACACCUGGACCUGUCUGGCAACUCUCUCCGAGGGGAUGACCUCCCGAACCUCUACAGUUUCCUGAGUCAGCAGAACUGCCUGGUGACCCUUGACCUUUCCUGCAGCGACUGCUCUCUAGACCAGGUGUGUGCCUCUCUCCUGAAAGGAUCCCUGAAGCACCUCUCCGUCCUCAACAUGUCCAAGAGUGUCUUCUCUCACAGGAGGAGUAAGGACAUCCCUCCCUCCUUCAAGCAGUUCUUCAGCAGUGCUCUCUCCCUGAGCACGGUCAACAUGUCAGGAACAAGACUACCACUGGAGGCCCUCAAGGCUCUGCUACUGGGGAUGGGCUGUAACCCCAACCUGAGUGAUGUCUCCCUGGACCUCAGCUGCUGUGAGCUGCGGUCUGGAGGAUCACAGAUCCUGGAAGGCUGCAUAGCGGAGAUCCCCAACAUCUCCAGCCUGGACAUCUCUGACAACGGCCUGGACUCAGACAUGACCACUCUGCUGGUGUGGCUGGCCAAGAACCGCUCCAUCAGGCACCUCGCCCUGGGGAAGAACUUUAACAACAUCAAGUCCAAGAAUUUGUCCCAAGUCCUGGAAAACCUGGUGCACAUGAUCCAGGAAGAGGAGUCACCCCUGACCUCCCUGUCCCUGGCCGACUCACGGCUGAAGGCAGACCUGACCAUCGUGCUCAACGCCCUGGGCAGCAACAGCAGUCUGACCAAGCUGGACAUCAGUGGCAACGCUAUGGGAGACAUGGGGGCCAAGAUGCUGGCCAAGGCCCUGCAGAUCAACACCAAGCUCAGGACUAUGAUCUGGGACAAGAACAACAUCAGUCCUCAGGGUCUCCAGGAUGUGGCGUCCGCCCUGGAAAAAAACUAUACCAUCCGCUUCAUGCCCAUGCCCAUCAUCGAUGCCGCCCAGGCCCUCAAGGCCAGCCCCGACAAGACUGAGGACGCGCUGCUAAAGAUGGAGCAGUAUCUCCUGAGGAACCAUGAGACUCGUAAGUACCUGCAGGAGCAGGCCUACCGGCUGCAGCAAGGCAUCGUCACCUCCACCACUCAGCAGAUGAUGGACCGGAUGUGUGUGAAGGUGCAGGACCAUCUGAACUCCCUCCGGUUCUCAGAGUCAGACACUGUUCAGGAGGACAUGAGGGCGGCGGGGAACCUCAUGAAGGAUGCCAGGAACUCCAAAACGCUUCUGCCUAAGCUGUACCACCAGCGGGGGCCCCCUGGGGGGGCUGUGGGAGGCGAGGAGGCCUACGUGGGCCCAGUACAGGACCAGCUGCAGGCCAUGGCUGGGGAGCUGGCCAGGGUCAUGGAUGAACAGCUACAGAUCUUGCUGCGGUCGAUGGUGGAGACGGCCGAGGGCCUCUGCCCUCACGUGCUGAAGAGGAGCAGCCUUCGUCAGGAUCUGGUGAGGGAGGGCUCGGGCCGCAUGGCCGUCCCUCGCAGCUUCAUCACCAACACACUGCUGGAGCAGGCUGGAGUGGACAUCGUCAACAAGAUCAGUGAGGUGAAGCUGAGUAUGGCCUCAGUGCUGUCAGACCGCAUCGUGGAUGAGAUCCUGGAGUCCCUGUCCGCCUCCCAGCACACGCUGGCGGGGCACCUCAUGAGGAAGACCCAGCCUCUUAUGCACCACGGGCCCCAGGAGACCGUGGUUCUGGAUGAGACUGUGCUCCAGCCAGAGGCCAGGAACCAGGCUCCCAGACCGGCCCAGAACCAGGCUCCGAACCAGGCCCAUGCUAAGGUCCAGAGCCAGGCCCAGAUCCAGGAGGAGAUGGACACUUGCCUGAUGACCCCCAAGUCCAAAAGGAAGAGCAUCAUGUGCAGGAUGCUGCGCCCGGUGUCUGUAGCCUUUGAGAUGGAGUUUGACCUUGACAAGGCUCUGGAGGAGGUGCCUAUCCACGUGGAGGACCCGCCCCCUCCCACCCCAUUGGAGGAGGAGCAGGGCUACUUUGGGGAGCUGCCCACUGUGGAGGUCUGCAGGCUGGAGCACCACACUAAGACCCGGCCCAAACCCCAGAAGAGGAGCAAGCCCAGCCGCACCACUACUGACAGCAGCUCCGCUGCACUGGAAGUGGAGGAUAGUUGCAUUAUGGCAAAGGUGGAUGAGGGCGUGGAUGAGUUCUUCUACAAAAAAGUCACAAAACUGAGUUUCAAACGUUCCAGUCUGCGAAGCUCCACCCACUCCCAGGAAGGGGCAGAGAAGAAGCGUGAAUCCAGGAAGAGUGGGUUCCUCAACCUCAUCAAGUCUUGCUCCCCGCGUUCCGAGAAGAGCCAGGGAGCGGCCGCCAUCUCCGCCCCUCCGCAACCCGCCGCCGCCGUCGCCACGGCAACAGAGGAACCCAUGUCCCCGAAGGUUCAACUCUCAACAGAGUUCCCCAUACCUCCGCCGGCGGAACCCGGGGAGACCUCCCCUGAUAGGUCCAGGGAGUGCUCCACCCCAGACCCCCCUAAGGAGGACCAAUCACAUCCUCACCAGGGGGAAGGAAAGGCGGGCCACCACGCCGGACGCCAUUUUGGGGUCCCCGUCAUGGGGGGCAUGGGCAUGGACCUGUUGGCUGAGAUGAAAGCCAAGAUGGCCGCUCACAAGUCUGAUUCCCCCUUAUCCAAGACAGAUGGGAAACCAGCCAAGCCUGACAGCCAGAGGGGUGGGCAAGACCCUGACCCAAACCCCAGGUCCCGGCUCCACCCAGUUCCACCCCAAGGUUCCAAGCCCCCUCUGGCACACCUCAACUCAGGACCCCUCAGCCCCCGAAUCAGCUCCAGCCACAGCCUCGAUGGGUCUCCUGAAUUCCCCGUCGGCAACUCCUCCCCCAAAGCUCCACUUCCAGCACCUCGCCUGAAGAGGGCGCCGUCGGACCAGGAGAGAGAGUGCUCCUCCAGCGGCGCGGCAGGCCUGCCCUCUCCCGUGGCUGCUGUGGAGCUGACCAUAGAAUCCUACCCGGUUGAUGCGGCCUUCGGGCCGGACACGCCCACGGUUGCCGAGAGACCGUGGUCUUCACUGAAGAGGUCUGCCCAGCUGUCACAUGACCAGGAAGUAGAUCGAGGGCGCACCAAGUCCCUUCCUGCAUCUGCGCGUGUGGUGAGGCCUCCGUCCAUGCUGGAGCCUUCCAGCCCUCCAGGCCCUGAGGGGGAGGAGGCAGCGAGCGAUCCCCAGGAGGAGAGCCCGGGCCUGGGCACGAAACAAGACAUGGGGCCUGGAGACUCGGAGGGCCAAGCCAGCGAUGAAGCCGUACCCCUAUAGAGAGAGAGAGUCCUGGUUCUCCAUCCAUCUCCCCGGAUGGAACACUACGACAUCCCCCUACAUGGAUUUCAAAGCAAUAGAUAGGUGUAGGGCGUCUAGGCUUAGACCCAUCACUAUGGUUGUGAGUCUGUGUAUAGAAGUGAAUCGAUACACAGAUGAGUGAGUGGGGGGAUGUAGAGGCUGGAUGAGAGCAGAUCCAAACAUGAGAGAUUUUACACUGAACUAUUGUUCGACCCUCAGAUGGUCCGAAGACAAACAGACCCUGCAUCUGGUGAAUGUGGAGACAGAGUGAGAGUCAUAUAGAACAUAUAUCUCCAUCAGGGUCUGGUCAAGGUGGAUAUUCAUGAUUCUGUAGAAUGCAUACUUUUAUAUGUGACCGAUUGGAGUGUUUAUUUAUGUAAAUAUUUAUAAUCAACAUGUUAAGAGAAAUAUGUUUGUUUAUUAAAUGAAUUGGGUUCAUUAGUACGGGCACAUAGAUAUAUUUAAACUUUUAAAGAUUUGGGAUAGCAAUUAAAGAAUAUAUAUAUAUGAAGAAGCGGUCUGGUGAUGGGUUUUCAUAAUUUUUUAUUUUCUAUUUUUACAAAACAUGUUUUCAGUUUUUAUUACCAGACAUAGAAUCCUACCAUGUUAUUUUAAAGCAAAGUAAUCUGUGUAAUUAACUGUCAAUACACAGCAUGUGCAUAUUUGUAUCAAUAAAACAUUUUACUGAUA